Messenger RNA from Hevea brasiliensis (rubber tree), 1132 nucleotides. Its product is annotated as protein FAR1-RELATED SEQUENCE 5. Lineage: Eukaryota; Viridiplantae; Streptophyta; Magnoliopsida; Malpighiales; Euphorbiaceae. Bases 198 to 923 code for a protein of 241 amino acids. The transcript has 3 exons. The record is from RefSeq and is a predicted model, not a curated record.
UUUACUCUUAUAUAUGUGGUCUGAAUUUGUUGCAAGAAAAACCAGAGGAAAAUGACAGGUGAUAGGGUGAAAAAGUUUUUGCUCUUUUGCUUUGCUUUUUAAGGAGUUAUUUAUUUGAAAUGAAUUUAUUUAUUUGUGGACGAUGGGUGGAUUUGCUGGGGUGGUACGGGUGGUUUUCUGAGAUUGUAGUAACUUGAAUGAAGAUGUUCUUUAAUUGGUUUUACUGUUUUAGCCAAAAAAGAUUGGUGGAUUUAGAUGAAGGAAUUGAAAUAGCUGAGAGCUCUGCUGGACAAGAGUUGGUUCUACCAGAAAAUGAUUCUAUUGUGCAGGGAGGUGAUUCAAUUGUAGAACCACAAGAAGGUAUGGAAUUUGAAUCUGAAGACGCUGCCAAGAUAUUUUAUGAUGAAUAUGCUCGGCAAGUAGGAUUCGUCAUGCGCGUGAUGUCUUGUCGUCGUUCUGAAAGAGAUGGAAGAAUUCUUGCCCGUCGACUUGGUUGUAAUAAGGAGGGUUAUUGUGUUAGCAUUCGAGGCAAAUUUGGGAAUGUUCGAAAGCCACGUACUAGUACAAGAGAAGGUUGUAAGGCAAUGAUUCAUGUUAAGUUUGAUAAGUCUGGAAAGUGGAUCAUAACAAAAUUUGUCAAGGAGCAUAAUCAUCCUCUUGUAGUGGCUCCACGUGAAGCUCGUCAAACAAUGAGUGAAAAGGACAAGAAAAUUCAGGAAUUAACCAUGGAGCUGCGGAAUAAGAAGCGCCUAUGUGCCACGUAUCAAGAACAGCUAACUGCAUUUAUGAAAAUUGUUGAAGAACAUAGUGAGCGGCUAUCCAAGAAAGUUCAAAAUGUAGUAAGAAAUCUUAAAGAAUUCGAGUCUAUAGAGCACGAGCUUCUGCAGCCUAGAGAGUCUCUACAAUUUGGACCAAGUAGGUAAACAUCAUUCUCCAAGUCAUUUAGUUGUGCAAUAUUUUUUCUUCCUUUUCCCUUGCCACUUCAUUACUACUAGACAUGCUUAGAAGUAAGAAAUUUAGCCAUACUAAUUAUAAAUGUGAAUACAGGAUAGUUUCCUCUUUCCUGAUUUGUAAUUAAUGUCAGUACAACCAAUUGGAAUAAAUUGAGAAUCAAGUUGGCUUUGUUGUAUCA